Molecule: messenger RNA, 1431 nt
Organism: Durio zibethinus
Lineage: Eukaryota; Viridiplantae; Streptophyta; Magnoliopsida; Malvales; Malvaceae
Product: B-box zinc finger protein 24-like
Biological process (GO): regulation of DNA-templated transcription; photomorphogenesis
Cellular component (GO): nucleus
Molecular function (GO): zinc ion binding
Source: RefSeq, a predicted model, not a curated record
UGCCUGACUUACUGGCCCUAACAAUUGCAUUGUUGUAAGCACUAAAUCUCUUGAUUUUGAUACACAAAAUCUAAAUGCCUUAUCUGCAAGUCCAACUCCUGCCCAACCACUUUUUCCUUUCCUAAAUCCUAUAUCUUCCACAGAUUCUAGCUUGCUUACUUGUGUUAAUUACAUCACCCACAUUUUCCUCCACUAUUUCUCUCUCUCAUCUUCUGGUUUUGUCUACAUUUCCCAGAUUUUUUUCCUCUUUACCUUAUCUUUUCCUCCCUCUUUUUCUAAAAAAAAAGUACUCGAGUUCAGGUGCUUUUUCUCGGGGUACCCAGAUCUUGUUUUCUUCUUGGCUUCACUUUUUCAUGAUUUUCACAAGGUUUUAAAGUAUGGGUAUCUCCUGAAUUUCUGAGGGAAAUAUUGGUUAAGAACUAGUGGCAGUGAAAAAUAUUGCUGGUGAUCGUUGAAUAGAGUUCCAUUCCAAGGUCGAUAAAGAUGAAAAUCCAGUGUGAUGUUUGUGAAAGAGCACCAGCCACAGUGAUAUGUUGUGCAGACGAGGCUGCACUUUGUGCAAAAUGUGAUGUUGAAGUUCAUGCAGCUAACAAGGUUGCAAGCAAGCACCAACGUCUCCUCCUUCAGUGCCUUUCAGACAAGCUUCCUACUUGUGAUAUAUGCCAGGAAAAAGCUGCUUUCAUUUUUUGUGUUGAAGAUAGAGCCCUUCUUUGCCGGGAUUGUGAUGAACCUAUCCAUUCAGCUCGCAGCCUUUCUGCAAAUCAUCAAAGAUUCCUAGCCACAGGAAUCCUUGUUGCCUUAAGCUCUAGUUGCAAUAAGAAGAAUACUGAAAAGAAUGGGUUGGAGCCUCCCAACAACAGUGCACCUCAGACUUUGAUGAAAUUGCCUCCACAGCAACAGUCAAGCUUCCCAUCUUCAUGGUCUGUUGAUGAUCUGUUACAAUUUUCAGAUAUUGAAUCUCCUGACAAGAAAGAGCAUCUUGAGCUUGGAGAGCUUGAAUGGCUAGCAGACAUGGGUCUUUUUGGUGAGCAAUUGCCUCAGGAAGCUUUAGCAGCAGCUCAAGUUCCUCAACUUCCAGUACCACAGUCAAGCAAUUUCAACAACUCAUGCAGACCUACCAAUCAUUUCAUGCCCCUUAAGAAGCCUAGAAUUGAAAUCCCAGAUGAUGAUGAUGAAUUCUCCACAGUCCCUGAUCUAGGCUGACUGUUGAUGUAAUUAGACUUCUGUGUCGAUAUGCCGAACAACUAUAUGUUUAUACUUUCAUAUGGACGCUUACUUUAGCACAUACACAUACAUUGCAUUCAGUCUUGGGUGGCAAAAUGUUCAUGAGAAUACUCAAAUCUAUAUUUUCUUCCAUUGACGUGUGAAUUGCUUGUUUUAAGAUGGUGAAUUCAUCACCCUUUGCUCUAGGAUAUUCUGUUCAUUCUAUUC